AUGGCCAGAAAGGACACUCCCCUCUUCUUUCAUGGCUUUGACCUCAGUGGUCACUUUGUUGACCUUCGACCUCUCGGCACAGGCGUCACCGGCCUGGUGCUCUCAGCUGUGGACCAGCGCAACGGACAGCGCGUGGCCAUUAAAAAGCUGGUGAUGCGCGAUGCCGUGACGGUGAAACAUGCCCUGCGGGAGGUCAAAAUCACCCAUCGGCUGCACCAUGAAAACGUGGUCCAGGUUCAUGAGGUUUUGGCACCGUAUGGACGCCCACUGCCCCGAGACCCGUCCCAGCUCAGCGCCCUGUACAUUGUCCAGGAGUGCAUGGAGACUGAUCUUGCUCGGCUGCUGGAACAAGGGCCACUACCCACAGGUCACGCUACUCUACUGUUCUACCAGCUGUUGAGGGGACUGAAGUUCAUCCACUCAGCGAAUGUCCUGCACAGAGACCUAAAGCCUGCCAACAUAUUCCUCAACACGGACCAACUGCUGCUCAAGGUCGGAGACUUUGGGCUGGCGAGAAUAGUCGACCCUCGCUAUUCUCAUAAGGGCUAUCUGUCCGAGGGUCUGGUGACUAAGUGGUACUGUUCCCCCCGUCUGCUCCUGUCCCCCAACAACUACACCAAGGCAAUAGACAUGUGGGCCGCAGGCUGUAUACUGGCUGAGAUGCUGACUGGACGCAUGCUGUUUGCAGGAGCUCACGAGCUGGAGCAGAUGCAGCUGAUCCUGGACACAGUGCCGGUGCUGAGAGAGGAGGACAGACAGGACCUGCUUCAGGUGAUGCCUUCAUAUGUCAGUCGUGGAUGGAGAGUCAAGAAACCUUUCUCUGAAUUGCUGCCUGAAGUGGACGCUCAGGCUGUGGACUUCCUUGAGCGUAUCUUGACCUUUAAUCCCAUGGAUCGGCUGACGGCCAAAGCAGCCCUGUCCCAUCCCUUUCUCCAGCAGUACUCCUGUCCAGAGGAUGAGCCAACCUCGUCACACCCCUUCCACAUCGAGGACGAACUGGAGGACAGCCUCAUCACCGAGCAGAGCCUCAGCAACAGUCAGGCCUCCAGCAUCCACUGGGACAGGUAUGAGAACAGUUUAUCAGCAGAUGUUUGCUGGCGGCAGUCGGGAGGGAGGUGCCGCUGCAUGCCCUCUGCCCACAUGACCUCUGACCUGGGAGACACGACGGAGGAUGAGGAGGUGCAGAGGGAUCCCCGGGCAAAUUCCACCUCACUGCUAGAGGAGGCUCAGGUGGACCCACGGAAAUAUUCCCAUAGCAGCUCAGCUGAACGCUUCCUGGAAAACUCCCACUCCUCUCUGGAGCGGGCCUGUGGUUUGGGACAAGGGGAACUGGACUGCGGCCGCUCCUGUGACUACAAAGUGGGAUCUCCCUCAUAUCUGGAUAAAAUUGCCUGGAGGGAGGGCAAGCCUCAACACUACUCGGAGCCUAAGCUGAUACUGGAUCUGUCUCACUGGAAGCGCAACACCAACAUCCUUCCUGUGCCUGCUGAGCCCAUUGGUGGCAGCAUGGAGGACCUGGGAGAGAUGAAGGUGGAGGAGGCAGAAGAGGAAGAAGAGGAGGAGACGGGCGAUUUGUUCCAGGAGAUCUCUCGCUGGGUACAGAGCACCCAGUCUCGUCUGCACUCGCCCAGUCCCAGUCCAAGUUUGGAGCCACAUUCACCCUCCUGCUACACCUUCUCCCCCCCUCUCCCUCUCUCCCCGACUGAUCUCCCAACUCCAGUCUUCCACUACACAGAAGUUGUGAGGCAACCGUCAGCUGAAUAUGAUGAGAACAGACUAAGCCCACAUCCGCCUCUUACAUCUUCCUCCAAUUCCCUUCCCUCACUCCUCCCCACAUCUCCCACGUCUCCACUUCCUCCUCAGUCACCUCCAACAGUUUUUCCCCCACUUUUUCCUCCCUCAGAAUCUCAGCCCCUCUCCUCUACUUCCUCCAUUUCUCAGCCUGUUAAAGAGGACUCUAUGGAGUCGCUUCCUGUCAAGCAAAAAGAUCGUCUUUUUGACCUGGAUGUCUUCAUAUCCCGAGCUCUGAAACUGUGCAGGCAGAACAAGGAGAAAGCAGACGGAAAGAAAGGAAGGGAGAAAGAUGGAGGGUGGAGAGAUGAGAGCAAACAGCCAAACAUUAACAGAAAGGUGCCCAGGCUUCCAGAGUACAGGACUCCACCACCACACACCCCUAACUCUUGAUGUUUCAUUUCAGCUUCAGGCCCAGCAAAUGCUUCACAUGGUGAGUAUGCAGCUUAAACAUGAGACCUUAGUGUUUUCAGUUUGAUACGCAACCUGUGGUGACGGAAGCCUCACUGAAGAAAUCCUGCAGCUUUCUCAAGAUGUCCUCUCAGGUCAGAAGAGGAAAGGGAGCAUUUGGGGUAAAUACAAAUGCCUAUGUUAAUAGCAAUGAGUUGUUUGAUGUGAGAGUAUUUAGAAAUAAUUAUCUAAUAUAUGUUUGUGGAAUAUUUGAUUUGCUAUAAUUUGUUAAGUUUAAGAUACAUUUGCCUUGAUUACAGCUUAUUCUAUGACACAAAUGUCGAACUAAUGACUUCUGGGAACAGUAAAUAAGAGAUAUGCAGGCCAAUGAUAACAAAUGAAGAGGUAUCACUUGGUUUAGUUUUGCUCUGGUUUGGUUUUUGCUCCUACUGAGUUUUAAUCAUUCACUCAUUACUCGAAACGUCCGGCUGUCUUCCAAAGGUGAUGUUCACCAAAUAAUGAAAGUGACACAAGAAACGCUUCCUCCAUGUUUCUCUGAAUGUAUUAACUGAAAAAUACUCACGUUAUGCUACAUGGAAUAACCAUUAGCAUUUUUAUUUGUUGAUGCGUCAACAGUAACUUGAUGAUCUCUGUCACUGAUUCAUGCCUUGUAAACUUGUAUAAAACUCUUAUUUAAUUCUAUAGUAUAUUUCUUAAGACUAUUGUCUUGAUAUUGUGUCUGGAAUAUUGUUGUUUUAUUAUUUGAACGCUAGAGGAGCAGAUUUAUCUUAACUUGGAGUGAGUUGUGUUCUGUGUCAUGUGGAAUGCUCUGUUGUUAUCAUUUACGAUUUUUUUCAGCAGGUUUUGCUCUAGUUUGUUUGAUUGUUAAUAGUUUCAUAUCUUUUCUGCCUGAAACUGGGGUCUUCCUCUGCUGUUUAUUUUACUGUGCUCUCCUGCCGGACAGCCAGUUAUCUGUCAUCAUUUAUUGUGGCCACAGAAAUCUCAAACAACAGUAGCCUAUAUAUUUUGGAGAAUGUAGAUUCUUUGCAGCUUUUCAAGGAAACGAUUUGUACUCAAAAUGUCUCAGUGCUGCCCAACAACCAUAUUGAUGUAUGGUGUACAAAAUAAACCAAGUAUAUAUUUUUAAAAUACUUUUCUAUCCAGCAUGUUGGAGAGUUGAUCCCCCCCAUAGCUUCACCAAGGAAACCAAAUCAGGUAAUAGAUACAAUCAGAAACCGAUGAAGGCCAUUGAUUUAUGUCACAAACUUUCUCAAUCAUGUGCUUCAGACAUUCAUUUAACUUGUCAAAAUAUAAAAGGUACUAUAGCAAAUGGAAAUAUAGACAUUUCAAUUAUUCUACUGAGUUGGUGCCAACAAGACAGUUGAAUGCACGUGCCCCUUAUUCUGCAGCCAGAGAAACAGGUUUAUUUUUGUUCUGCUGUGACUGUACACGUUGAGUAAAUGCAGCCCAUAGACAACAGUGAGUGGGCUGUAAAUACACAAGGGUACAGCUACUGGAAAUGUCAGAGGUCACUGACAUGUUAAAAAUACACUGCCAGGACAGAUAGACCGCCCCAAAAUAAGAAAAUAUUCUAGUUUCAGUCCAGCAUCUGUUACCCAAUCUGAUGAGCAUUUCUAUAGUCAAUUUACAACCAAUCUCUCAAUACCUCUUAGAUAUCAGUUCAAUUAAAUUAGUCCAUAAAAUCCAUGCGAGCCACACUCAGAACACUAUGCUUUUGUUUGCAGUACCUUAAGCCAAGUAUUUAAGCAGCUGUUAACAGGUACUGCACAUUUCACCUGAAAUGCGCACUUUCCUAAUAUCUUCAGCUUCUAUACUCGCUGUGGCCAACAACACAGGAUAUUAGCAGAUCAUCACUUGCACAACACAGUAUGACUGCCUAAGGAUUGAGCCAUAUGUGAGAAUUGGUAACGGUGCAGCUUCUGAUACAGCAAAGCCAGGUGUGGUCCUUUAUAUUCACAAUAGACAUGAAGCACAUUUAGAGUCACUAGCACAUUUAGAAAUACAGGUUUUCCUCAGUGAGUACUGAAACUCCACCACUGUCAAUUUUCAUUUUAAGGUUUGAACCAGGGGCAAAUGAUUGUUGGACAAACUGACAAAAGGGUGAAGUGCGAAACUUUGUUUAUUUAUAGAAACAAAUGAAAUUUGUGCUGCAGUUAAACUUAUUAAAAUAAAUCAACAAUAAUAAUAAUAAAUUAACCUAUACAGGUCUAAUGAUCACAUUUUGCAUCAUGCAGUUUCUUCUGCAGGUAACCUAAGCCAGCAAUAACACCAUUGACGCAUAACACACAUAUGGUUACUGAGCCUGAUUUCUUUUAAAUGUGUGAAGCAAUGUAGAAAAUGUGCCUCUGUACACCUCAAUGCUUCCAGCUUGCUGAAUGUAACAUAUCCUCCUCUCCUGUCUGCAUGGCUUCUCACAGAUGUUCAUAUCGCUCGAUCUCUGUUGUUUUUACGAUUUCACUUUGUGAAACUUUGUACUCAUGCUUCACAGAGGCUCCAGCUUCUCAUUUAGGAAAAGCUGUGAGGUUUUUAAAUGCUCAGUAAUGAUUGAUAGUAUCUCUUUUUGCAGUUUCUGCUUUUGCUGGACAAUUAAUAAACCAAUACUUAAACUA
Messenger RNA from Paralichthys olivaceus (Japanese flounder), 4811 nucleotides. NCBI's taxonomy places the organism in Eukaryota, Metazoa, Chordata, Actinopteri, Pleuronectiformes, Paralichthyidae. The record is from RefSeq and is a predicted model, not a curated record.